AAAAAUUUGUGAACAUGGUGGCCAGGCCGAAAAUCGGCUGCUGCAGACACUUAAUUUUUGAUAGGUUAAUGUAGUGAAUUUGAACAAUUUCUAAUUUUUUGUUAUGUGUUUUCAACACAGCAGCGAUUUCGUCAAGGGGAUUAUCGUCGCAUUAUGGACCAUUAUCCAAACAUGUUUCCACGUCAUGUUUGUUUUGUGUGGGUACUAUAGUUGCCGCUUCAAACCCAGCCAGUCUUUGCUAGUCAUUUUCUAUAUUACUUAUUUUUACAAUUACGAUAAGUGUGGUCAUGUGUACCUCGACUCAGACACGAGCGUUAACCAUUUUCAUAAUGAUUCAAGACUGAUAGAUUUAGAUACAGAUCCAAAGCCAGAUGAAGACGAUCUCUAUAGAAUACUUUAUACGAUUUUAGAAAAAGGAAAUUUUCCCGCACAAUCCACAACUUACCUAAGGACACAAUUCUAUCUAUUUUUAUACAUAUUCAUUGACGGAUUUUGGAUGAUUAGUACCUUUAUACUUUUUGCUGGCAUCUGCUUCAACGUAAAAAAAACUUUAUCCUUAUUUUUCUAUGGACCAUGGUUGGUGGUUUGUGGGUUCCACGUAUUUCUAGACAUUAUUGCAGCUGUUCAUUAUGGUUUGGAUAUGUUACAGAUAAAAAACUAUACGAGUUGGUUAAAAUUCAUUGGGAUUGAAAACUACAAGGACUUCUCCAAAUUUAAUAAAUUUGAUAGUGCUGUAUAUGUACCACACAUCAGUUCUAUAGUUAUGGUGAUGUUCUUUUCAAGAUUUUUAAUUUUCUGGUUAUUAAACAUCAUGAAUUUUUUUACCAUUACCACAAAUUGCGUCUUGGCCUAUAAGGACCCAUCAAAUAUCAAAAGGUCAAAUGAAACUGGCAAAUCUUAUCGAUCAGCUGCACACAACUCCACAGAAUCAAGGAUUAGACAAUGGCAAUUGUUUUAUGGAAACGAAGAAAAUACUAGUAGUAUGAGCAGUGCUUCGGCAAAAUCGGAUAACGAUAUAAUUUCGGCGAAAACAUAAGAAUGUCUGCAAGGCACAGAAAACCAUCUCUGGACAGUCCACAACCAGUUGCAUGUGUCAGUACUACCCGAUACAGUAUCGACUCUAUGUCUUCAAAUCACAGUAGCCCGAAGGUAACUUCCAGUUAUUUAAAAUUUCCAGAUGUGAUAGAAGGAAUGGAGAACAAUCAAAGGAAAAGUAGCGUCGAUUCUAUAAAUCAUACAGUUCCGUGGUCAUAUACAAGAUUUAACGAAAAGCCUCCCACUUUUUUUGGCAAUCAUGGCGAAGCUGUUAAUAGUAAUAAAGUAAAACCAAAAUAAAAGUGAUCCUAGGAAAUUUUUGAAGUGCGGUUAUUAAAUUGUGAUUGUUUGGUGACUAGCAAAACGAAGACACUUACAUUGCUUAUUUAAGUUUAUUUUUAUAUGUUUUUUAAUAAAAUAGAUAAAUGUGUGU
Diabrotica balteata is the source of this 1468-nucleotide messenger RNA. The record is from the annotation of a GenBank genome assembly. NCBI's taxonomy places the organism in Eukaryota, Metazoa, Arthropoda, Insecta, Coleoptera, Chrysomelidae.